GGUGGUUGUGUUUGUUAAAAUCUUCGUUCCUUUAAAAAAAUAUAUUUUCCUUAAAGGCAAAACAGUUAUUCCAGAAUGCACAAAUUUUAUACCUACAUGUUAACUCUUUUUGUGUUCGUCCUCUCUCAAGCAAUCAUAGGCCACUGCAUAGAAUGCUAUACCUGCCGAUCUGAAACAGACCCAGAUUGUGGAUCAGGCACACCUGACGCCAAAUAUUUAAAAAAUUGCAGUACAAUCAGACAAGGCCCGAAGUAUAGAGCCUGUCGUAAAAUUGAGAACUAUGUGGAUUUUGAAGUACUAAAUCAAAAGCCUACAAAGCGAAUCAUAAGGCAAUGUGCAGUUGAUGUGGAUGUUGAUCGUCCUUGCUAUUACAGAGCUGGGUUUGGAGGAAGAGCCAAUGUCUGCGACUGUUUCGAAGAUAAAUGUAACCAUGCUUCCACUGUUGUCAAUUCUUUACUUAUUUCUGCAGUCUGUAUAAUUUCAGUUUUGGUGUUUCUGUGAUAAUUAAGUAAUGUAUUUAGGGACUUUAAGUCAUAUGACUUAAUUACCCAUCCCCUUGAGAAAAAUACAGAUAUUUUAUACUUUAAAAUUAAAAGAAUGUUGGAUGCAAAAUUGUUUGAAAGAAGUCCUUCCGUUUUCCCCGUGACAAAAAAUAUUGUGGACUAUUGAAGAAUGAGUAUUGUUUCAAGAAAUAAUUUUCUGAAAAAAAAAAUGCAUUGAACUCCUGUGCAGGGAAAUUAAUUCAGAACAUUUGCUAAAAGUUUUUUGCUUCUUGAAAGUAGUAUUAAGAUUUAACAGUGACACGAAUUCUCCAAAUAAAAAUUAAUCAAAUGUUUUGAAUUAAUAUAUAAUUGUCCAUUGUCGGAAAGUACCAUUGAAUUUUAAAUUGCAGAAAUGCUUUCCUUUAAAAAUCCUAGGUAUCGUUAAAUACUAAUAUUUUUUAGUAAUUUGUGUUUUUUUUUUUGUCAUACAUUUUUGGGAGUUAGAAUACAUUUUGAAAUCUUUAUAUAUAUAUUUUUUCAAAUGCAGCAUGUGUCAAUAAAAAAUAAAAGAUGCAACAUUUGGAACACAGAAUUUUUCGAAGGACACAAAAUUUAUUUUGCUUAAUCAAGUUUUUCUGUUUUUUAUUUUUAAAUCAAAACGAAUCUGAAAUUUUCUUUAUCAAGCCAAAUUGAGAAAAUGAAAAACUUUUGUCUUCUAACUUAAAUUAUUUUUAUAUUUAAGAGCUUUAUGAAUCUUUUUCAAAGCUUGAUUAAUGAUUAUUGGUGGUUAUAAAACUAUCAAUAAAAAAAAACAAAACAACUGAUAAUAUUGUUAGAUUUGAGUUAAACUGUUGAAUAAUUGAUAGUACUCUCAGCCUAUCAAUAGUAAAGCUAUCAAUAAACCUAUAUCGCAACCAAUAAUUUGAUACUACAAAUAAUCAUUUAUUAAUGCAAUAAAUUUCAAUUGAAAAUAAAAUAAAUUAAAAAUAUUUUCCUCUGUUCUUUCUUGAUCUAUUUUACCCCUAAUGUCAACAAAAAUGGUCUGUUGAAUUUUUUUCCUUCCAUUGAUUAAACUUUUAUAUAUUAAUGUGUAAAUAGGAUCACAUGUGGUUGUAAAAGUGUUGAAAUAUUCAUAGAUAUCUUAAAAGAUCUGUAUUAUACUCAUUAGUAGUAAAUUUUUAAAUAGUUUUUUUAUUUGAAACUUUUUUAGUACUUAAUUUGUGAAUAAUGGGCACUGUGUGAUGGUUCUGUAUUGUUUUUGUUGCCUUGAAAUAAUGAGUUUGAAACUAAAUAAGUGCAAAAAUAUUGAAUAAAUAACCUAUACAUUAUUUUAUUCAAGAAACAUUUUUUGUUUAAAUGUAAUUUUAUUUAAAGCAUGGAAGUUCUAAAUAAUUUGAAACUUGAGUUUUUAUUUUAAUGAGAUUAGUCUUUAACUCAUAUUCCACAUAUUGAACUUGACUGUGGGUUGGAUGCCGUUUUUUUCGAAUUUUUGUGCAAUGACAACUAUUUUUUCGGGCAUCACAUGCAUGAUUUUUUUUUUUUUUUUGCUUUGUUAAAUGUCAGUUCUAUUGUUGAAGUUUGCAAAUAUUUUUUUCUUUAACAGGCUCAUCACAUAGGAAGGGUAGAAGGGGGUAGUUCCCCCCCCCCCCAAACUAAUGUAUUUACACUCUUGGGCAUUUUUUUCAAUGCAAAUAUACAUCAAGUAUAUAUCACCCCCUUCUCCGCCCAUGACUAUAAAAAUUCAAAAUGUUGAGCUUGCUUUUUAAUUAAAAACUUUUAUAUUGCAAAAUGAUGAUAAACAAAAUUAAUAUUAUUGUGUAAUGAUUAAUUUUAUUUAAAAUUUUAGCAAAGCUUCUACUUAACUUAGUUCUUGUGCUUUUAUUGUUAUGCUCUGCUUUCAAAUGUGAUUCUUAGGUACUUAUUGAAAGUUUUUACACUUUUUUAUUGUUUGUACUUUUCAGUGUUACUUUUAUACCUGUGGUUUGUUAAGUUUCAGAAAUUUAUGUGAAGCGCAUAUGUUUAUUGUUUUUCUUGAAUUCACACAUUGUAUCAGUUAGUUAUAGAAACAGAAUGAAAAUUUAAUUCUGAUAUCUAAUAUGGUUACUUAAUAUGUACUGUAUAGUAUAUUGCAGUUCAUGUAUAUAUUUGUUAUUAAAUAGAGUUGUAUAUACUAAGACUAAAUGAACUUAUUUCUUAAUUUUUUGUAGCCUACGAAGUAAUAUAUACAUUUAUUUACUUGCAAUCAGUUUUCUACAUUUGUUACAAAUAGAACAGGUUUUAUUUCACAACUUUUUUGUGUGUAUUGACUACAGAGCCACCCUCAAAUGCAUUUCCAGUAAAAAAUAGGAUUUUGAAGGAGGUCAAAAAUUUACUAGGUUUAAAAUCAUUAAAAAACUAUUCUUUAUUUUUAUUAUUAUUAUUUUUUAAUUGUUAUUAUUUUUUUAAGUUGUCCUGUGUUUUAGUUUUUGUCCUGUGAUGUCUAACCCUUGAUUUAUAAAAUUCAUUCAACUGCACAUGUGUGUGUUUGAUUGAUUUAAUAUCUUAUAAAAAGAAAAAUGCUCUUAUAAGAUGUUAAAGUUCUAUUAUUUAAAACUAUGUUUAAUAAACUUGUAAUCAUUACAAUUUUAUAAAUUUUUUUUGAAAGAAUGUAAAAUUUAAAUAUUACACAAUUGUGCAUUUCCAUGGUCAUUUAUGUAUCUGAAGGAUAGUUUUUAUAAUUAGGUUUGUAUCUGUAUAUAUUUGUAAAUAUACAUAUCAUUCAUUUUAGAAUUUCUUUUCUUUUAUUGAUCAAGUUCAAAGUUAUUACAAAUUCUUGAAGUUAAGAAAAAUAAGGAGGAUCCAAAGCAGAGGUGUGCACCAAAAUUGUGGAGCCCGUCACAAAUGCCUGUUCCAGGCUCCCCCUACAUUUUGUUUUACCUCUAUAUAUCACAUCUAGUUUUAAAAAUAUUAGGUCCUGUUCAGGCUUGGGCCCGGGCCAACAGGUGUCCCUUCUCUCUCCCCCCCCCCUGUGCACGCCCCUGAUCCAAAGCAAAUUCAAACCAAAACUAUAUUUUAGGUUUUAAAAUAGCAAGUCAGUAACAGUAAAUUAUAUAAGUCAUUUUCAUGUGCCACUUUGAUACUUAUUUUCUCUAUAAUUUUUGUUUUUGGCUUCUGUUUUGUUAUUGCUGCCUUCUGAAAGCAAAUGUAUCUCCAACACUUUUUUUUAGGCAGUGAAUAAUUAACUUUAACAUGUGACUGAUUGUGUCAAACUUUAAUAAAAUGUCUCUGGUAUAUGAGAGUGAGAGUACUUUCAAUUGUUUAGGAAAUGCUUAAGUUCUUAAAGUGAGCAAUUUUAAUGUAAGUAAAUCAAGGGUUAGUCUGAUGUUUGUUGCCAUUUCAAUCACAAUAAUAUAUAUGUUACUUUUCAGUUCAUUAAUUUCUUUGCAUUUUCUUCACAUUUCUUCCAAAAGAUCAAAAACCAUGAAAAUUUUGUUAUUUUGUUUCCUUAAGUAAUGAUGAUUAAUUGAAAUUAGCAAACAUUUCACUUUUAUUAAUCAGUGUUGUAUCCACAUGAACUCCCCUACCCGAAUGAUUGAACAAACAAAAUUUUGAAUCAUCUUAUCAAAACAUUUGAAAAAUCUUUUUAUAUAUUGAAAUACUGUAUAAAUCUUAUCCCUUUUCAUAUUUGUAAGAAUUGAAAUUCAAUUGAUAAGUAGGAACACAUUUUUCAUAAACUCUGUUCUUAUAUGCUUGCUUACUUUGAAAAUAUCAUUGUUGAAAUGGCCUGUGCCAAAUGUGAAUGGCUUAUUCAUCUAUUUUUUAUGCAAUCUCAUUGUUCAUCAUACUUCUUUUUUUGUCUGCAUUAUGUUUCACCAACUGGACCAAUCACUGAAAUUAUAUCAUUUUUAGACGCAAUUACUUUUUUGUUGAAACUACAAUUAUUUACAUAUUUUGUGGUACAAAUGUAUUUACUAUUUUUUUUUACUGUUCUUUUGAUAUUAUUUCUAUAAAAAGUAUAUUUUGUUAUUUUUAUACGCUUAAAGUGUUUCUAAGAAGGAUAUUAAUGAAAUUAAAUUUUAUAACUCUUUUUACCAUUAUAUUGAAUUAGUCAAAGCUUUUUUUUUUAAUAAUCAUUUUCUGUAUCAUUUUUAAAUGAUUUUCUUUUAUCCAAAUGUAUUUCUUUUAAAGAUUUUUUUUUUCAACACUAAAAGUUCUUUUUAUUCCUACUAAUGCAAAUUUUAAUCAAUUACACUUGCUAAUACUCUGAAAGUUCUUUUCUUUUAGUGUUUUCAUAUAUAUAAAAAAUUUCAUCUGAAAACUGCUAUUUAAAACGUUGCAUUGAUCUCAAAUUUACAUCAAAUUAUAGAUGUACCAAAAAUGCAUUUAUGGGAAGACAAACAGCAACAUGAAUUUUUACAACUAACUGCCAAUAUUCUUAUUUGUCUGAGCAUUUAAAACUUAGUUAACUAUGUCCUAAGUUGUAAAAUCAUAGUUCUGAGUUUCUGUGCAUUUUUUCUUGUAACUAAAAUAGUGUUUAGAAACUAAUAUUAGUAAUAAUGUAGACCUAAGUGUUUAUUUUAGUGUUUCAGAAUGGUUAAGACUGAUUGUUAAUAGUUUACUGACUUUUUAUACAUCCAUUGCACAAUAUGUAAUAGUCCAUUUGAUCCUUUUGUAGUUGUCAGUUUAAAAUUCCGAUAGCAUUAUUUUCAGUUUGAACACAUCUGAAUAUUGCAUUUGUGGAAAUUCUAGUAAUAAAGCUAUUGUGUCA
Uloborus diversus is the source of this 5229-nucleotide messenger RNA. RefSeq lists its product as uncharacterized. NCBI's taxonomy places the organism in Eukaryota, Metazoa, Arthropoda, Arachnida, Araneae, Uloboridae. The coding region runs from base 76 to 501 and encodes 141 amino acids. Gene Ontology annotation, biological process: regulation of synaptic transmission, cholinergic; sleep; positive regulation of voltage-gated potassium channel activity. The record is from RefSeq and is a predicted model, not a curated record. The transcript is spliced from 3 exons.